Paramuricea clavata is the source of this 713-nucleotide messenger RNA. Lineage: Eukaryota; Metazoa; Cnidaria; Anthozoa; Malacalcyonacea; Plexauridae. The record is from the annotation of a GenBank genome assembly.
UGAAAAUCAGACUGAUAUUGAGCGCGCAGUAGCGUUUUUCCGCAAAACGCCAAGAAGGGUGUCCUGUAACCUUAAGGGACGAUUUUGAUCAAAAUCGUUUAGAUUUGAUGACUGAAGUGUCGGAUUUGAAACAUAAUUUAUGUGAAAAACAAGCUAAAAUUGAAUCGCUAGAGUCAGAAUUAGCUACACUUAAAGGGAAUUACAAAACUGAUUCUGAAAGUACGAGAAAUAAACCAGAAAGUAUAGAUAUUAAGCUGACAGGACAAGGCGAAAGUAUAAUAGAGCUCAAACAAUCAACCCAGAAAAUAUGCAAAAAAAUUGACAAUUUGAAAAAAUAUGCAAAUUCUAACAUUAAUGAUGCGGAACGUUCAUUUAAAAACAUUCAAAAUCAAUCGAAUGCUACUAAUCAAAAUUUAGACAAUGAUAGGCCUAUGGCGAUUAACAUCGAGUCAGAGGAUCCAAACGAUAAUAGUAAUGAUAAUAGGUCCGAAAUAACAUUUGCUGCGGUGGUAAAACAAAAAGCUAAUCAUUCCCUAGAGUCAAACACAAAAAGAUCAGGUUCAGAAAAUACCAUUAUUUCACUAGAACAUGGAUUGACUAACCAAAAUCAAUCGGAAGUGAAUAACAAUCAACAGAUCGUCCUCGACGAUAAUACCAACUCUGAAUUUGUUGGUGUAGCAAGAAGAGUGGUAAAGAGAUUGUAUCUCGGUUGA